GUUGCAAAGCCUAAUGUGCGUGUUUUACUAAAUUGUAGCCUAUUUGUGCAACUAUCUUAAGUAACCAAUUUAUGUCGUGCAAUAAUAUUACAACACAUGUUUUCUCGUCUACAAAUGUGUCUGCAAAAUGUUCUAUAAAACAUACAUAAGCUUACAGAAUCAACGUGUAUAACAUAUGUGGGAAAUAUCUUGCUAAACAUCUUGGGUAAUGAUCAACUCACCAAUAUUAACGCAUGCAUUGAUAUAGUAGCAAAUUCGCUUUGAACAAUUGUUAUGUUUGAAAAGAUUUUGAUGACUGAAGUUUCGUAAACAAAAGUUUUCUAGAUAUUGCUUUGCACGAUCAUAUAACACUAUGGCACCCUCUGCUGGGGGCUUGAAUCCUUGCAUGUCUAUUGAAUUACUUUAUUAAUUGUCGAUGUCUAUGACACGUUGCAAAUGUCAAUAUCAGAGAAACUCUAUUUGCAUUGCUUUACAACUACUUUGAAUGCCGGCAAAAACUUUUGUGUUCAGAUAUUUAUUUAUGAUUGUGUCAAAAAUAAACAGUGAAUCAAGACAUUAAGCCUAUCCCUGUCUACCUGACUGUUGCCUCUGCUGUUUUUAUUGGCCUAGUACAGUACAAAUGUGGAUGCUAACCACUGCUUUAUGUAGCCUAAUAGAGACAGUUUAUCAUGGAGGACUCCACAGAAUUCAUUCUCCAGGAUCAAGGCUCCAGGAUGGUCCAUAGCAGUAAGGACAACCCCAUCCUGACAGUUGCUACUGGGGCUUUGCUCGCUGGCCUCUACGGCAUGUGGACUAUGUUUGCCCUUCCUGGCUUCCGCAAAGUUCCAAGAAGACUCAAGGUGCCUUACCUGCCCUCGAGUAAAGCUCAGAUCGUAAACGUCAUGCAGCUGCUGGAGGGACGCAGAGGCCAACUAGUUGAUCUGGGAUCAGGAGACGGGAGACUGGUGUUUGCUGCCUACUCUGUUGGCCUCCAGUGUACUGGAUUUGAGAUCAACUCCAUGUUGCUGGCAUAUGCUAGAGUGAAGGCACGCUGGACAGGAGUACCACCGAGCCAGGCAAACUUUGUCAACAAGGACUUCUGGAAGACUGAUUUGUCAAACUACAACAAUGUGACUGUAUUCCUAGCCCCAGGAUUGAUGGAGGUGCUGUGUGAGAAGCUUCUGAGGGAGCUUCCUGAUGACGCGUGUGUCGUCGCCUGCCGCUUCCCCUUCCCCCAGUGGCCUCACCGAGCCUCGCAGGGCGACGGCCUCGACCAGGCCUGGGCCUAUGACAUCAGCACUGUACGCUCAGCCCUGGGCCAGGCAUGACCCUAUGACCUUAUACUGUGCAUCGAUGACUGGAUUAAUCCUAAUGUCAUUCACUGGUUCACACCAAACCCAAUAUAUGCUAAUUGUCACCCCAAAUCAAACCCAGUAUCGCCAACUGCUUCUGUCUUUGUGGACAUUUUAUUUUUUGAUUUAUUCAAAAGGCACUCGCACAUCUGAGCUAUCUUUGUUGCAGGUGCAUGGUAACAGUUGAACAAGAUUAGAAAAAAGAAGAAACCAGCACAAUGCUCUUGAUAGUAUCACUGCUCUUUAAUAAGCUCUACGUAUCGGCCUCAUGGCCUUCCUCAGAGCAUUUGUGAGUUAAAAAAAAUGUUUUUACACCCUUAUGUAGACAUAGCUCCACCCACAUCCGUUCAAUGCAUCGAAUGGGAUUGGAGUUGAGGGAAAAUUCUUAGAAUAUUUAUGUUAUAUUGGUUAUAUUUUGUAAUGCUUAUAACAAUAUAACUUUAAACCGUCCCCUCGCCCAUACCCGGGCUCGAACCAGGGACCCUCUGCACACAUCAACAACAGUCACCCACAAAGCAUCGUUACCCAUCACUCCACAAAAGCCGCGGCCCUUGCAGAGCAAGGGGAACCACUACUUCAAGGUCUCAGAGCAAGUGACGUCACCGAUUGAAACGCUAUUUAGCGCUAACUAAGCUAGCCGUUUCACAUCCGUUACGCUUACUUAAGUGUUAACAUAAAAUAUAUUAAACGGGUGUUGUUGGAAGUAGACUAAAGUGCAGCGUGGUCAGCUACAUUUUCCUUUUAUUGUAAAAUGUCGGCAACAAAACAACAAACGAAAGCAACAACCGUGAAGCUUACAGGGCUAACUGCCACAAACAAAGUUAACUACCCACACUGAAGGAGGGGAAAAGGGCUACCUAAGUUUGAUUCCCAAUCAGAGACAACGAUAGACAGCUGUCCCUGAUUGAGAACCAUACCCGGCCAAAACAUAGAAAUAAAGAAACAGAGCACAAAACAUAGAAUUCCCACCCCACAUCACACCCUGACCUAACCGAAUAGAGAAAUAAAACGUCUCUCUAAGGUCAGGGCGUAACAACACGUCUGUCAAACCACAAUGAGGACAUCAACCCAUCAAGCAAGUUUUCAUAAAUCAUUGGUUACAGCGCAAAAAAACAGAGUAAUUUGAAAUGGUGGCAUUAAUUCAUGUUCACAUUUACAACAUAACGUAUAAAGGCAUUACAUCAUUAAGUCCUUUAGGAAAUAAUGUCUGGAGGGUGAAAAUCCCAAAACAAUUGUCUUUUGCUCAGUGUUAUCUAUAUCGCCUCCCAUGUCUGAUAUCUUCACUUUCUCUAUGCCACAAAUUCUAAAGGUAGAAAUAUAAUGUUUUUGGUCUUUAACAUGUACUGUGACUAGAUAAUGCCUGUCGUUUCUCCUGAUUGAACUAUUACGUUCACUAAUUGUCUGUUUGAGAGAAGCAGAGGUUUAACCUACAGAACACAGCCCACGUGGACUUUUAAUCAUGUAAAUAACAUGGGUGGUGGAGCACGUAAUGAUGUCAUUUAUUUGGAACCGUUUUCUUGUAUGUGGGUGGCAGAAAUAUUCACACUCCAUCAUAUUGUUGCACUGUGCACCAUUCAGAAGAUGGCGUUAAAGAGCCCGGCUCAUUUUCUUUUGUGGCUGGCAGUUGGCAUGCACCAAUUUCUCGCGAAAAUUCCUUCCUCCUAUAUACAAUAAAACGUGGAUUCUUAAAUUCAGCUGGCAGAGCUGGGUCCGAUGAUAAAACAUGCCAGUGUUUCCUGACAUCAUAUCCCACUUUGCGCGAGUGCAAAGUAUAUGUGGAGGUGAACAUUACAGAGUGUUCUUUAGCUUUAGUGGAUCUUUUUUGUAGCAGUUCAUCUCGUGUUUUCACUCAUUCCAAAUGAAGAGCUUCAUCCACACAUUGUAAUACUAGCAAGAGCAGUUUGUUGAUUUAUUGAACAAUAUAUGAAGGGUGAGGUGUGUGCCAAGCUUCAUUGGUCAAAUGUAAAGGAAUGGAAUUAUAAACAUGUCCUUACACUGUAAUUAAACCAGGUGCCAGAUACUCUAUGUCCCAUGAGAACAAAUAUGCAGAUAAUUUGAAGUAUUAGUAUCCCACUGUGGUGUGAAAGUAAGGUUGCAAACUGUGAGAGAAAUUAAUACAAUUCUAUUUUCUGGA
Oncorhynchus keta (chum salmon) is the source of this 3465-nucleotide messenger RNA. RefSeq lists its product as uncharacterized. Gene Ontology annotation, biological process: regulation of mitochondrial ATP synthesis coupled proton transport; peptidyl-lysine trimethylation; positive regulation of proton-transporting ATP synthase activity, rotational mechanism. The transcript is spliced from 5 exons. Gene Ontology annotation, molecular function: protein-lysine N-methyltransferase activity. Lineage: Eukaryota; Metazoa; Chordata; Actinopteri; Salmoniformes; Salmonidae. The record is from RefSeq and is a predicted model, not a curated record. Gene Ontology annotation, cellular component: mitochondrion. Bases 669 to 1307 code for a protein of 212 amino acids.